Messenger RNA from Cryptomeria japonica (Japanese cedar), 687 nucleotides. RefSeq names its product gallate 1-beta-glucosyltransferase 84A23-like. Lineage: Eukaryota; Viridiplantae; Streptophyta; Pinopsida; Cupressales; Cupressaceae. The transcript has 2 exons. The record is from RefSeq and is a predicted model, not a curated record. Bases 1 to 687 code for a protein of 228 amino acids.
AUGGGGUCAUUGGAUCAGCAACAAAGCAUUAAGCAGCCUCAUGUAGUGGUUAUCCCUUACCCAGCCCAAGGUCAUAUGAAUCCAUUAAUGGAGUUUGUCAAAAGACUUGUCUGCAAAAACCUCCAUGUGACCUUUAUCACUACAGAGAAAGCUAGAGAGCGAAUGGUACAAGCUCAGGAUGGAGUCGCUGCUCAUGUAACCACUGAUUUGAAGGAUAUAAGAAUCGAAACAAUUUCAGACGGGCUUUCUCCUGAUGGUGAAGAGAUGGAAGACGUAGAGAUGAUAUUUGAUUUGUUGAGAAAAGUUGGAGGUCUUACAUUUGAACAGGUGAUAGAGAGGCUCAAUUCUCAAGGCAGUACAGUCUCUUGUAUUGUUUAUGACUCUAUUUUGAAUUGGGUUCCUGAUAUUGCAAACAAGUUCAAUAUUCCUUCAGCGUUUUUCUGGACGCAGUCAUGUGCAGUUUAUUCUAUCUAUUAUCAUUUCUACCGAGGAAUGGGGAAAGCGAAAGAUGAGGUAGAGAAUACAGGAGACAUUAUAGCAAUACCAGCGCUUCCACAACUAUGCCAAUCAGACAUUACAUCCUUUCUACAACCGUCAAAUACAUAUGAAGCUCUAUUGCAAAUGGUGCUGAACAAAAUUCAGUACAAUUUCUCAGGCCACAUGGAUACUGGGAAACUCCUUCAAUGA